GUUUCCGGCUAAUAACUGCAAUAAAUAAACGCUGCUUAAUAAGGUUUUUAAGUUUUGGGUAGCAUAAUACUUUAAAGGUUCUGAAUAAAUUAUUUUAGAGCUAUUGCAUUUAUGUUUUUUUUCUUAAUUUUACUCGGGGUAUCGAUAGUUUUCCACAUUAUAACACGCGUAGUAAUACCUACAUCGACGUGGAGCAAACCCACCAUUUUGUUGACACCUGGAGGAGUUUACGUUGUGGUACUGCUAUAUUUCCCCGGUUCUGGCAGUGUUGUGGAUACUUUUGAAAUUUAUAUAGAGCAUUAAAAUGGUGCUGCUGGCAGCAGCAGUGUGCAAUCGCACUGGGAAAGCGAUUAUUUCCCGACAGUUUGUAGAAAUGACAAGGUCUCGCAUCGAGGGUCUCCUUGCUGCAUUUCCUAAGCUGAUGGGGACAGGGAAACAGCACACAUUUGUGGAGACGGAAAGUGUCCGCUAUGUGUACCAGCCCUUAGAGAAGUUGUAUGUGUUACUGAUCACAACAAAGGCUUCCAACAUCUUGGAAGACUUGGAGACUUUGAGGCUUUUUGCCAAAGUUUUGCCAGAGUACUGCAGAAACAUGGAGGAGUCAGACAUUGUUGAUCAGGCGUUCUCCCUCAUCUUUGCAUUUGAUGAAAUUGUUGCUUUGGGCUACAGGGAAAACGUGAACCUUGCACAGAUAAGAACUUUCACAGAGAUGGAUUCUCACGAGGAGAAGGUGUUCCAGGCUCUCAGACUGACUCAAGAAAAGGAGGCUAAGGAUCAAAUGAAGAAAAAGGCCAAGGAGAUUACGCAAAGAAAUAGAGAGAUGGUCAAGUCUGGGCGUAACCCGGGUUUCAACAGUGGUGGUGGCUUCGGCGGCAGCUCGUACCGGUCAGAGAGGAGUCCAGUCAUCGAUUCUGGCUCCAGUGUGGACACCCCGAAACCCUCCUACAACAAGCCCAGCAAGCCAGUGCCAUCAGGACCAAGCAGAGCUCUCAAGCUGGGUUCCAAAAAGAAAGAUGUGGACACAUUUGUUGGACAGCUGCAGUCGGAAGGAGAAAAAGUUGCAGAUUCCUCCAAAUCUUUGUCUACACCAGCAGCAAAAACAAGCACUCCUGCCACAAACCAAGAAGCGGUGCACUUGGUGGUUGAGGAGAAGAUAUCUCUGACAGCCGGCCGUGACGGGGGCCUACAGAACUUGGAGGUGCAUGGCAUUCUCAGAUUACGCAUCAAUGAAGAGAAGGCUGGUCUGAUCCAGAUUGCCGUCAACAAUAAUGACGACAAAGGAAUACAGCUUCAGACGCAUCCAAAUGUAGACAAGAAAGCGUUUGCCCAGUCCUCGAUCGUGAGUCUCAAGAACCCCGAGCGGCCGUUCCCCGUGGGCCAGGACAUCGGGGUGCUCAAGUGGCGAUUUCAGACACAGGAUGAGGCGCUCAUGCCUCUGUCCAUCAACUGCUGGCCCAACGACAACGGGGAGGUGAACAUUGAGUACGAGCUGGAGCAGGACAACAUGGAGCUGGAGGACGUCCUCAUCAACAUACCCUGCCCGUCGGGUGUGGGAGCGCCAGUGAUCAACGAGUGCGACGGCGAGCAUCACUUUGACAGCCACAAGAAAGUGCUACAGUGGCGGCUGCCCUUCAUCGACGCGAGCAACAAGUCGGGCACCAUGGAGUUCACAAUCAAUGGCCAUCCGGAGGACUUCUUCCCCGUCACAGUCAGCUUCGUCUCCAAGCGCUCCUAUUGUGAUAUCGCCGCUAGCUCAGUGCAGAUCCAGGACUCUGGCGAGCCAGUCAAGUUCUCCUCCGAAGUGGUCUUUGUGGUGGACAAGUAUGAGAUUGUGUGAGUGCUACAGCCCUGUCUGGAUGAAUGAGGAACUUGUGUUUGUCUUCAUGUUUUGGUCUUGGAAGAAUGUGCGGAGGGUAAGCAUUGCCCUCCUCUCCUCUCCUGGCACGACAGCUGCUGGGUGGCGGGGUUUGCUGGCGUGCAACUCUACAGAAAUACUUACAGGCUGGUUGUUGUUGGAGGAUGUGUAAUAGAGAUAGCCUGCAACCGUUUGUUUUUUUCUUUUUUUUCUUUUUUAUUUCACUAAAGUUAGGGAGCGUGCUUGAAAGUCCGACCUCUGGUAACUUUUGUGAGGAGAAUUGGCUGUAGUUGUAAAUGCUAAAUUGCACCGUAAGUUUAUUCUCCUCUGUCAAAGACAGGGGGCGGGGGGGAUUAUUAAAAAGUUGAAGGGGAAUCUAAUUUUGUCAAACAUUUUCUUUUUGAAGAAUAUAUGUUUUGUUGUUGUAACACUUGAGUCGGGUUUAACCAGGGCAAGGCAAUGCUCUUUCCUUUUUUUUUUUUUUUUUUUAGAAAUAGUCCUGCAGUUUCCAAGUGGGGUUUAUGCAAAAUUUCUUCUCAAAGUAGACAAGUUUUGAUGAAAGGAUUGGGAUGGUUCCCAGACAACGUUUUGGACAUAUUUAUUACGACAACUAAAUAAAAAAAAAAACAAUUUGAUAUCCCAGCUGUGUUGCUGGUAAUAUCUGAUUAUGUGUGCAAAUAUAAUCAUAUGUGUAUUUGUCAGCAUUUAGUCUGAGCUUGGUUCAGCCUCACUCCCAAGGUAGGAUAUCGUAGUGGAGCACUGUGACCAUGAAGUUUGUUGCGUUGUUUCGUAGCUGUGAAAAUAUUUUCAUGUGAUUUCAAAGGAAUUUGAAUGAAAGCAUGUCCUAAGGAAUUAUGCUAGAGUGCAUAUGUGUGGAGGUGCAUGAGUGAUAAUUUUCUUGGAAGUCUUUUUGGGGGUUUGUUGGUCUUUUUUUUCUUCCUUUUUUUGUUUUGUUUUGUUCCUCACAGGGUCCAAUGUCUUGCUACAUUUCUGUCUAUCAUGAGCUGUGCGACCAAUGCGUCCUUCUCACCCCCAUUCAUCAUCACAAGGAAGCUCUCCCUCCCUUCCCCUCUCAACUCACAUGCUCCUCUCUGUUACUCCUCUAUCUAGUAGGGAAAAGAAAUGCCGCUUGGUUCUCUUCUCAUUCAACAUCCAGGCCAUUGAUUUUUCUUCCCCCCUACUUUCCUCUUUUGGAAAAAGAUGCUGAUGGCCUCACUGCCUGUGGGAAGUUGUAAUUUUUCUCCCUUUUUCACAACCUCAGUAAAUCUUUCCGUACUCUAUUUGUCUAUUUUUCUGUCUGUCUGUCCGUUCUUUUUACCGUAGUGCUAGGCCAUCAUUUGCUUAAAGACGUGCUCUUCUUUCUCUCAGAACUCUCUUACUUGCUUUGUCUUUUUUUGAGGAGAAUGUUUCUUGGGGGGCAGGAAGCCCCAAGACUUAGUGUAGUUUUGAUUUUGAGCAAGGAUUCUGCUGCUGCUGCCAUGAUCUUACUACUGAAUGUAGUGUAUGUCAUGUAUAUAACAUAUUACUUCCCUCUCCUUCCACUGUGGGUGAAUGAACAUUAAUUAUUGUGUGGGUGGCUGCAUGAGUAGGAGGCUCUAUGUGCACAAUGACAGCUAGCCGUGUGGCUGUCCUCCUCGUGUCUGAUGCUGUGUAUGAUGUGUCCGUACGUGUGUGCGUGUGUAUGAUGUGUCCGUACGUGUGUGCGUGUGUGUGAUGUGUCCGUACGUGUGUGCGCUGAACUUGUUGAUAUUGCUGUGUCAGUUUAUUCUCUCAGGCUCAAACGUGAUGAUAAAAAAAUCGGAGCAGUUUUUCAGCCUGAAAGUGGGGGGGGGGGGGGGGGGGCCUUUGUGUCUCUGUUGAUGUCUUACCUACUAAAUUUAAACAAAUAAGGUGUGUAUCUGAAUUGGUCUGAAAUUUACCUCUGUGUGUAUGUGUGUGCAAGUUUAUUUUUUUCAGUUAGUUAUUGAAGUUGUAUUACGGUAUAUUUCUUUAUGAACAUCUUUGACUUGAUUAUUACGAGACAAAAAGUUGAAAUGUGAAGAAAAUGUUGUUGAUGAACCUUUGUCUCUAUUGUAAAUAAUAAACUAUGAUGAUGUUGAGACUUUGCCUUAGCUCUGAGAGAACUACUGUGUACUUGUGAUCUGAAAGGGAAAGAAAAGAAGGUUCGAAACAAUAAGAGUCUUCAAGGAUGAAAUCUUCAGGGUGGUUUUUUCCAGCUAGCAGCAUCUGAAGAGGAUCUUUAUCAUGUCAUUGAGAUCGGCUGGGGUUUUCCUUUACCUCUCCAUUAGUAUUAGUGAGAUGACAUAGGCUACUAUGUAAAGGGCUACCGUACUCUUUGGAAUAUUAUGAUCUUGUCUACAGGUGCCCACACUCUCUCUCCUCUUUGGUCAGUCUCUUUCCCCCUCCACCCUCAUUUGGAUAAUUUGAUCACAAAGGGAAAGUAGAAAUGGUAGUUCAGUUUGUUCUAUGUCUUUGUGGUACCGGUAUGUACGGUUUGCCGAAUGUUUCAACAUCAUGUAAGCCACAUUGUCACAAGUGGUGAUGUUUCAUCUCACGAUGAUGUUGCAGCUGUUCUGCAUGUCAAUGUUAUGACAUCACUGCUUUAGACCAUCAUGUCGCAUUUCCGAACUGUUUGAAUUAUGUCUCUGCUCUAGAUUAUGAUGUCACCGCUGCGAGUUUUCAUAUCGCUGCUCUAGAGUAUGAUGUCACUCUUCUGGAUGGUGAUGUCACUGAUCCAAACUGAUUUCACUGUUCUGAACUGUCUAAUUAAAUAAACAUUCUGGUGAGAGGUU
Messenger RNA from Aplysia californica (California sea hare), 4647 nucleotides. Its product is annotated as coatomer subunit delta. NCBI's taxonomy places the organism in Eukaryota, Metazoa, Mollusca, Gastropoda, Aplysiida, Aplysiidae. Bases 305 to 1837 code for a protein of 510 amino acids. Gene Ontology annotation, cellular component: COPI vesicle coat; cytosol. The record is from RefSeq and is a predicted model, not a curated record. Gene Ontology annotation, biological process: endoplasmic reticulum to Golgi vesicle-mediated transport; Golgi localization; retrograde vesicle-mediated transport, Golgi to endoplasmic reticulum. The transcript is spliced from 12 exons.